Molecule: messenger RNA, 2224 nt
Organism: Pecten maximus
Lineage: Eukaryota; Metazoa; Mollusca; Bivalvia; Pectinida; Pectinidae
Product: monocarboxylate transporter 12-like
Exons: 6
Coding region: 170-1687 (505 amino acids)
Biological process (GO): monocarboxylic acid transport; transmembrane transport
Molecular function (GO): monocarboxylic acid transmembrane transporter activity
Source: RefSeq, a predicted model, not a curated record
GUGCAUGUUACACACAAACCACGCUCUCUGAUAUAUAUGUAAUUUACCAACACUAGAUAAAAUUCUAGAUAAGACGGCCAAACAUCUUAACACGCGACAUCCAGUAGGACACACAGACCAAUGUCAUGAUCGUUUAAAUUUUCACGUCUGUAGUCACAGACUUCUCGGAAUGAGGAAUAUCGACAGUGCCGGUUCUGACCACCAGGAUGGGGACGAGCUUCAGUGUGAGGAGGAGCAGAAUUCCUGGACAGAUUACAGCUAUCUCCCGAUUGAUCAUGGAUGGGCGUUCGUCAUCGUAUUCGGUUGUUUCGGCGUGUGUGCCCUGGUGGUGGGGACUUUGAAGUCCUUUGGAGUUAUUUUGGUGGAAUUAUCCCGUCUGUUCAAUGUACCUGCUAGUAUCCUGAUAGGACCGCAGUGUCUGGCCGGAUUCUUCCAUCUAUCCUUAGGUCCCGUGGCGAAUGCCCUCAGUGAGCGGUACUCACACAGAAUGGUGGUGUUCCUAGGCGGGUUCUUGGCCACCAUUGGUUUAAUUAGUACAUCAUUUGUCCAGUCAGUGCCCGCAUUUUACGUUACCUAUGGAGUCAUUUCCGGAGUCGGCUUUGGUUUGUGUUUGUCGCCGUCACUCACUUUCCAGGGAUUUCAUUUCCGGAAGCGUCGCGCACUUGCUAGUGGACUUUCCGCAUCCGGAUCAGGAGCAGGGUCAUUCGCGCUACCUCCAAUUAUAAGGUUUCUCAUAAACUAUUACGGACUUGGAGGGUGUCUACUCCUCGUUGGGGGUUUCAUGUUCCACACGUGUGUGUUUUGUUCUCUCUAUCGACCGCCAUCUUACUGGAGAUUAAACAAAAGAAUGGAGGAAAAAACAGGCAGUAAGUCUACGAAGGAUAAAAACAGGCUAGUAGACAAGGAUACAACUAAAUCACUAUUGGAAAAUACAACUGGAUCAGAUUCUCUAAUCAAAGAUGAAAGUAAAGAUAUUGUAAACAAGCAGCCCUUAAAUCCCUCCAUGAUUUUGGAUUGGUACUCCCCUAAUACACAUAUUAAUAACGGACAUACGCCUGUCAACAUAUCGGAGAAAGACGACAAUGCAAAGAAGAAAUCAGUGCUAGACUGGAGCUUACUGAAGAACCCAGCUUAUAUUGUGCUUAUAAUUGCCUUUUUUUCGGGGAUUAUGGGUCAGCAUUCUCUGUACAAUGUUCUGCCCUCAGUGGCCAAUGAGAGAGGAAUCAGUGACGAGCAAGGAGCUAUAUUGGUGUCCGUUCUUGGGGCAACUGAUCUUACCGGCAGAAUAUUUUUCGGUUGGCUAGCCGAUUUUCGCUUCGUUGAACGUCAGACGAUGUAUAUGAUUAACCUAAUAUUGUUUUCUCUGAUCGGGUUCAUUGUGCCUCACGUGACCUCAUUCAUUGGAUUGUGUGUUAUGUCAACAUUCCUCGGAUUAUUCACCGGAGGAUAUUCGGGAACUCAAAUUGCGGUUUUGGCUGAUAAAUUUGGGGUCGAAAAACUGUCCAGUACUUGGGGAUUCGCAGCCUUUUUCGCCUCCCUAGCUCUCCUGAUUAAUCCGUUCCUCUCCGGCGUGAUUCGUGACGUCACGGGAUCCUGGGUUGGUGCAGUUACCCUUGGAACAAGUGUGGCUGCGUUUGGAUCAGGGUUACUUAUCGUUGAAGCUUUACUGAUCAGGAUUAGGCUGUGAUACAAACAUUUUACUGAUCAGGAUUAGACGGUGCUACAAACAUUUUACUGAUAAGGAUUAGACGGUGCUACAAACAUUUUACUCAUUUUACUGAUCAGGAUUAGGCUGUGAAUGUGUACAAACAUUUUACUGAUCAGAAUUAGACGGUGCUACAAACAUUUUACUGAUAAGGAUUAGACGGUGCUACAAACAUUUUACUGAUAAGGAUUAGACGGUGCUACAAACAUUUUACUCAUUUUACUGAUCAGGAUUAGGCGUUGAUACAAGCAUUUCAUUGAUCAUCAUUUGUUGAUCAAACCACAGCUUGUUUCGUAAUGCAACAAACAUAUCAUUGUUUGACUUACAUGUAGAGUGGUUCCUGGUGUUAAGUCAUUUAACGAUGCUGAUUGGGUCAUCACAGUCGGAUAAAGGGCUUUUCCGUGGAUGCUAGUAAUAGUCGUCUAAUUAUUUUUGCUUUAUAUAUAUAUAUUGUGGACAUUAUUCAUAAACCUUUAAUCUCGUAUUAUUGGUAAAAGUAGCAAUUUUCAUUUUCUCUCC